Candoia aspera is the source of this 1884-nucleotide messenger RNA. It is a transcript of the gene ANKRD1, whose product is annotated as ankyrin repeat domain 1. NCBI's taxonomy places the organism in Eukaryota, Metazoa, Chordata, Lepidosauria, Squamata, Candoiidae. The coding region runs from base 100 to 1059 and encodes 319 amino acids. The record is from RefSeq and is a predicted model, not a curated record. The transcript is spliced from 9 exons. Gene Ontology annotation, molecular function: protein binding.
CGUGGCAUGUCUCAGUCAAGUUGCCUUGGAUAGUAAAGGCAUCUUUCUUGAGAGGAGUACUACACUGCACCAUCGGCUUUGGAUCAGACAACAGCCACCAUGAUGAUGCUACUGGUAGAAGAUCUGAUGACAAGCAAAAAGUCAGAUGAUAGAGAAACAGGGGAUUUCCUUCCGGAGGACUUCAAAGAUGGAGAAUAUGAAGCUACAGUGAGAUUAGAGAAACAAGAGGACCUGAAGACGGUCAUUGAUCCCUCAGUGACACGGCGCAAUCUCACUUACAAAGAGGAGAAGGAGCUGCAAGCUGAGCUCAAAAGAAAGAAACUAGAGGCAAGAUCAAAACUUGAAAACCUGGAAGAUCUUGAAAAAAUCAUUAAUCUGAAGAAAAGAAAAAAAGUUAAGAAGGUCAAAGUCCCUGUUUUCAAGGACCCUGAGCAAGAAGUUAUAACAGGACCUGUGGAUGUCCCCACAUUUUUAAAAGCUGCCUUGGAGAACAAGAUGCCAGUGAUUGAAAAGUAUUUGGCAGACAAAGGGGAUCCAGAUGCUUGUGAUGAGUAUAAGCGUACGGCUUUGCACAGGGCAUGCUCACAAGGACAUCUGGAAGUUGUGGAAAAGUUAGUAGAAGCUGGGGCUCAACUUGAAUUCCAAGAUAUGCUUGAAUCAACAGCUAUUCAUUGGACGUGUCGAGGUGGAAAUGUAGAAGUCCUGAAAUUCCUGUUAAACAAAGGAAUAAACAGAAAUGCAAAAGACAAGUUGCUCAGCAGCCCUUUGCAUGUGGCAGUAAGGACAGGCCAAUAUGAAUGUGGAGAACAUCUCAUUGCCUGUGAAGCAGAUCUCAAUGCCAAAGACAGAGAGGGUGAUUCUCCUAUGCAUGAUGCAGUGAGAUUAAAUCGAUAUAAAAUGAUUCGACUCCUGAUUCUCUAUGGUGCCAACCUGAAUGUAAAGAACACUGAAGGGAAAACUCCAAUGGAUCUUGUUCUACAGUGGCAAAAUGGCACCAAGGAAAUUUUCAACAGCCUGAAGGAGAAUGCUUAUAAGAAUUCUCCCAUUGAUACAUUCUGAAAACCAAGGCUUCAGUGAAUGACAGUUUCUUUGCAAAUGGCACAAUUGCCAGCAUGAAUGAACAGCGUGAAGAACAGUUCCAUGAUAAGGGAUGCCAUAUUUUCCUCACCAAGCAAGUGGUUUAUUGCCUUUGUUAAGCCACAUGGAAUAAGUCUGAGGACUAAAUAUUCAAAGGCAUGGCUUGAGUGUUACAAUUCCACUGAUUUCAAGUCUUUUUUUUUUUUUAAUUCCUAUUUAUAUCUUGUAUUCCAUUCUUCCCUCUUUCUUGGGUAAAGUUUCUUUGGCUAUUGUUUCUCUGCUGAUCUUUCAAAAAGUCAUGUUGAUACUACAGUUGUAGCGGGUUACUGAUGUGAUAAUCAGCUAGGAGCAUUUAUACAAAACAAUCACAUUUCAGAAUAUAUUAGCAGCUUCCCAACAAGCUUCUCUUCCCCACAACCUAAACCCAACAUAAUUAAUUUUUUAAGUGUUAUCCAACAUUUCUGCUGAAUUGCUAUUAUCAGAGUAAACUGUUAAAGCAAAAGAAUGGGGGCUGGAGAACAGCAGUAUGGAAAGCAAUGAAAUUACGAAGGAACAGUGGAAGUAGAAUUAAAAAGGAACAGAUCUGCUUUUUGAGUAAAGUUUAUUAAGAAGGGUAGACCAGUUUUUACCCCAAAUAAUGGAAACUGAACUACAAACUUCAAAACAGAAAGUUACACAGAGGAAAGUGUUGAAGUGAAGUUAGAGAAAAUGCAGUGAUAUUUUCAAUGCUCGGUAAGGGAGGAAAAGUUCUGUAUAUUUGUAUGGCUUUUUAUGUACAUUUUGUAUUAAAUUCUCUCCAAGAUUUAA